Molecule: messenger RNA, 1644 nt
Organism: Myripristis murdjan (pinecone soldierfish)
Lineage: Eukaryota; Metazoa; Chordata; Actinopteri; Holocentriformes; Holocentridae
Gene: reep6
Product: receptor accessory protein 6
Exons: 8
Coding region: 64-750 (228 amino acids)
Source: RefSeq, a predicted model, not a curated record
UCACACACACACACUCACACACACACACACACACACACACACACACACACACGCUGUGCAGACAUGGGCCUGCUGGAUAUUUUGUCCUCCAUCAAAGACCGAGCAGAAAAGUUUCUGAAUGAGAAAAACGUGGUGACCGACGUCCUGGGGAAGGUGGAGGAGAAAACUGGAGUCAAGAAGAAAAUCAUCGCCUUUGGUGCCGUGUCGCUGACGGGGCUCUACCUGGUGUACGGAUAUGGUGCUGCUCUGCUCUGCAACCUGAUUGGUUUUGUGUAUCCGGCGUAUUACUCAAUCAAAGCCAUUGAAAGUGUCAACAAAGAGGAUGACACCAAAUGGCUGACGUACUGGGUGGUGUACGGCGUCUUCAGCCUAGGCGAGUUCUUCUCAGACAUUUUCCUCUACUGGUUCCCCUUCUACUACGCAGCCAAGUGUCUCUUCCUGCUCUGGUGCAUGGCCCCGGUGUCGUGGAACGGCUCCCAGGUCAUCUACACCCGGCUGGUUCGGCCCAUCUUCCUCCGCCACGAGGCCACGGUGGACGGCCUGGUCAACAACCUGAGCGGCACGGCCAUGAGCGCCGCUGAGUCGCUCACCAGGGAAGUCCUCAGUACUCUAAUAAAGAACAGGCCCCUCGUGUCGUCUUCUGUUGCUCCGGUCUCUCAGGCUGAAGCUAAAAGUUUACCGAGUGCAGCUCCGGCCUCAUCAGCAGGUCCAUCGCAGGCCGACGAGGAGCGACCACCCUUCCUAGGUUAACCAGGCUGGACGAGCUCGGUGUAGACUAAAAACACAAGCGCUCUGCAGGUAGCAGCUGGGAAGGAGAAGCCUCAGUGAGGAAGAGGAGGAGGAGGAGGAGUAGGAGCGCGGGUCCCAGGUCUUCCUCUUCAUCCUGAUGGAGCCGAGCCGAUCGUUUCAUUCCCACGACUGAAGACCUUCUGAACCUAGGAUUUUAUUUAUUUAUUGAUUGAUUGAUUGAUUUUCUAAAUGAGGCAUAUUGUUAUAUUUGUAUCAGGCUGUUGCAGGUUUUCUCAGUUGGUCUUUGAGGUUAAAACUGUCAAACAGACUCUACAUCUUCAUCCUGGUCCACAGGAAGUUCUGCAUUUCUGUCUUUUUGAAAUUUUCUAAUGUUCAAUGUGAAAUUUCAUCAGUAAUUUGGUGAUGAACGGAUGGUGAUGAUGUAACGGCACAGAGGAAUUAUGGGUUAUGUAGUUUUAUGAUUUCUGUGAAAACAACGAAAAGGAUGUUAAAGCCCCGUUGGCAGAUCACACCUUCACUCUCAGGUACUUCUUUAAAAAAGGCGGCGGCCUGACAAACAGAGGCGUGUGGCCGCUGGGCUGCAGGGAGCUGCAUCCAAACAGGCCAGCAGGGGGCGCCGCGCUGCAGCUGCUGCCACCAAGCUAACACAUUCAGCAGUCCUGAUAAGUGGCAUUGUUUGUUUGAUGGUUUGAGGUUUUUUUUUUAUGAAUGCCGCUUCACAGAUGUUGCUGAACACCAUUACAUAACUACAUUAUUUUAAUAGUAAUUUAAUACGUUAAAGAAAAAAAAAACUUGAAUUUCUUAUUCAUUGAUAUUCUUAAUUUCUGUUAUUUUUUGUUUCAUUACUGGAAAAAGGUGAUUAUAGAUGAAGCUAAAUAUAAACCUAAAACCUCA